Engraulis encrasicolus (European anchovy) is the source of this 1871-nucleotide messenger RNA. It is a transcript of the gene cacybp, whose product is annotated as calcyclin binding protein. The transcript has 6 exons. Gene Ontology annotation, biological process: heart development. Gene Ontology annotation, cellular component: nucleus. The record is from RefSeq and is a predicted model, not a curated record. Lineage: Eukaryota; Metazoa; Chordata; Actinopteri; Clupeiformes; Engraulidae. Gene Ontology annotation, molecular function: ubiquitin protein ligase binding; tubulin binding; S100 protein binding. The coding region runs from base 123 to 860 and encodes 245 amino acids.
CUUACAGCAGGCAGGUUCAAAAAGGAAAAAGCAAGUGAAAGUGAUUGCAGGUUGGAGUCGAAGUGCCAGGUUUCGACAAUAUAUUCUUGAUUUUUAAGAAACACAGCGUCUGAGAAGAGAACAUGGAUCUGGAUACACAGAUUAAGGAGCUUGAGACCGACCUUAAGGAAGUGCAGGGAUUCUUGGAGACGUCGACCAGAAAGCGAGUGCAAACUCUUCUAAAACAAGAGCAACAAAAGCUGGAACGGGAGCUCACACAGAAACGACACCUGAAGGAGCAACAAGCCAAGCGGUCGUCUGGAGAUUCGUCAGAUGCACCUGCGAAGGCAUACACCGUCAAAAUCAAUAAUUACGGUUGGGACCAGUCCGAGAAAUUUGUGAAAAUCUAUAUCACGCUGAAGGGAGUGCAUACCAUUCCAGCUGAAAAUGUUGAGGUUACCUUCACUGAAAAGUCCUUCUUCCUCUGUGUUAAGAGAUUGGAUGGGAAAAAUCAUGAAAUGACAAUCAAUAACCUCUUGUGUCCCAUUGAUGUCCAAGAAAGCAGCCGAAAGGUGAAAACUGACAUGGUCCUCAUCAUGUGUCGGAAGGCUGCAGUUAAGAAGUGGGACUGUCUAACACAAGUGGAGAAGAAGUCAAAAGAUAAAGACAAGCCCAGUCUUGAGGAGAACGCUGACCCAAGCGAUGGCCUAAUGACCAUGCUGAAGAAGAUGUACACCGAGGGGGAUGACGAGAUGAGGCGCAGCAUCAACAAGGCCUGGUCAGAGUCCCAGGAGAAGAGGGGCAGAGGGGAUGGGAUGGAUGGGAUGGGCGGAAUGACCGGAAUGGGCGGGAUGACCGGAAUGGGCGGAAUGAACUUCUGAGUCUUCCUCUAUCCUUCCUCUGGGCGGCAGCUCUCUCUUACACACACACACACACACACACACACACACUACAGAGGUGUAGGUUUGGCUUGGAAAGUGGUGGGGACAUUAGAAUGGCAAAUUGUCCGGAUAUGCUAUUUUUUCAUAUUUGUGAAAAAGUGGUGGGCACAAGCUAUCUUUAUCACGAGUGGUAUGGACAUGUCCCCACCAUCCACACCUAAUGUUACGCCCAUGCCACACACACAUUCCUGAACUCUCAAUAAGGGUGACAGGUCAGAGCCACUCUUCAUUCUCCUCUUUGCAGAGCUAGUCAUGACAUUCCAUGUAAGUUUCAUCAUAUUAUUUUUUCGAAUUCUGUUUUUAGCUUUUUUUCUGUUUGACAUAACCAAAUUGGGAUAGUUGUGGUCUGUUGUUUGUGUUUUUACACACAAAAAAGGAAUGACCAUUUUAUUUGUUUCAUAAACAAAUGGACCGGAAUGGAAUGAAACUAAUGACAACAUUUUUAAAUGGCAAAAAAAAAAAUCUGUUCCAUUGCCUAUAGACAUUGAAGUCUCCUUGUCAACCUGUUGUAUGCAUGGCUGACUCAUUUGAUCGGUAACAACACCUUAUUUUAGUGUUACAUCUGUUGGCACUAAUACAUACAAUCUGCCUGUAUAAGUAACUUGUAAGGCAUGUACAAAGCAAAAUCAAACAUUUGCUAGGCAGUUAUUCGCAAAUGUCUUGUUCAUGCACAAUAAGGGAUUUAUUACCAAUAUAACCUUAGUAAGGACCUAGUAGGCCGUAGCUUUUGCUUUGUACAUGACUUACAAGUUACUUAUGCGGGCAUUAACAUUGUAUGUAUUAGUGCUAAUAGAUGUAACUCUAACAUAAAGUGUUACUCAUUUGGUCCCGGGGGAUGUUGCCAACUCUUCCCUCUGGACUUUUGCACGAUUGGAUUGCUGACGCUGUUUGUCAUUGUUGAUCAUGGGUUUGUUAAAUUUGUUGAAAUGAUAAACUAUGGAUGACUGAGAA